GGCUCGGAGGCGCGCCGAGCGGCGGCGACAUGCGGUUCCGCUUCUGCGGGGACCUGGACUGCCCCGACUGGGUCUUAGCCGAGAUCAGCACCCUGGCCAAAAUCUCCUCGGUGAAGCUGAAGCUGAUCUGCGCCCAGGUGCUGCGGGACCUGCUGGGGGAUGCCAUCGAGUAUGAGAAGAUCUUGAAGCUGACCUCGGAUGCCAAGUUAGAGUCGGGGGAUGUGAAGGCGACCAUCGCUGUCCUCAGCUUCAUCCUCUCCAGUGCAGCCAAGCACAACGUGGACAGUGAGUCCCUGUCGAGCGAGCUGCAGCAGCUGGGGCUGCCCAAAGAGCAUGCCAGUGGGUUGUGCCGGUCCUACGAGGAGAAGCAGAGCUCCCUCCAGGACAGGCUGAAGGCCUGCAGCCUGAGACUGAGCCGGCUGGGCUCGGUGGGCUGGCGGGUGGAUUACACCCUCAGCUCCAGCGAGCUGCAGGAGGUCAACGAGCCCCUUGUGCACCUGACCUUCAAUGUGCAGAACGGGGAGCAUGGGCGGCCAGCAGCUGUCCCGGUGACCCUGUCAGCUGACAAGUUCCACGUGCUGCUGGCAGAGCUGAAGCAGGCCCAGACCCUCAUGAACACCCUCCUCUGAGAAAGCAGGGUGAUGGCAGGAAGCACCAACGGUGGAUGGCAGGACAGAACCAGGCCCCGGUGGGGAGGGGGAAGGCAGGGGCAGCUCUCCUCAGGCGUGGUGAGGCUGUCCCGCGGCAGAAAGCUCUAAUAAAGGCAAC
Indicator indicator is the source of this 768-nucleotide messenger RNA. RefSeq names its product COMM domain containing 4 (gene COMMD4). Bases 30 to 629 code for a protein of 199 amino acids. The record is from RefSeq and is a predicted model, not a curated record. The transcript has 8 exons. Lineage: Eukaryota; Metazoa; Chordata; Aves; Piciformes; Indicatoridae.